Cyphellophora europaea CBS 101466 is the source of this 1341-nucleotide messenger RNA. RefSeq lists its product as uncharacterized. Lineage: Eukaryota; Fungi; Ascomycota; Eurotiomycetes; Chaetothyriales; Cyphellophoraceae. The transcript has a single exon. The coding region runs from base 1 to 1341 and encodes 446 amino acids. The record is from RefSeq and is a predicted model, not a curated record.
AUGGCGACGAGAGGAUCAAUUUCACGCAGCACGGAGGCAGUGAGGCAACUUUUCCAGGUCGAGGAGGUUACCGAGGAUAUGCUGCUCAAGCUACAAGAGGAUCAGAAUUUCGAAUGGGAUGAAGACGAGGGUUUUCUUGUACUUAUCCCGACCACAGGCGGCGCAACCUACGAGGGUUAUGAGCGAGCGACAGAACAGCAAAUUCGCCAAGCCCUCAAGGCUACUGAAGAAGAGCAAGAGGCCAAUGAUCUGGGCUACAGAUACUGGCUUGCCCAAACACUGCAUUACGGCUUUAGACCGCGAUUUUCUUUGAAGCGCAUGCAAAACAAGUUCAGAAAGAUUCUGAAAACGGAAAAAUCUCUCGAGCCUCCCAUCCAUCUCCUGCGCUUGAGUCUACGGCUCUCAGACGCUGCCAGAAACGAGCGGUCUUCCAAUCCUGCUUUUUGCAUUCAGGAUAUACCCGAAACCCUGGAUCAGCUCAAGCAAGAGGACCAAGAUGCAGAUGGCGAGAAACCAGAUAACGACGCAGUCGCUGAUGAAGAUGGCGAAGAAGGACACGGUGACGAGAAUGAAGAUAGCAAUGCCGAAGGAGGAGACAGUGACAAGGAUGAGGAUCGGGACAGCAACAUUUCUGCAGAUCAAGCGACCGAGCUGCAAGACGUUCCGCUGUCCUCGAUCGAGAGCACCGGGCGCGAUGUAUCCGACAUUUCCGAGACAGAAUCUCGAGACUCAAGCGAAGAUGAACUUGACUCGUCAUCGAGUGAAGAUGAGCGGACAUAUUCGGUCUAUCAGGACGGCGAAGAGGAUGCUGACAGCGACGACUCUGAGUCUGGCAUGCAGGCUAUCCGCAGAUCGAUUCGACUCAGCCACAAAUCAGCAAAGAAGAAGCAGCUUAACCGAGAGCAAUCGCCCAGUGGCGCUAGUGGUGAUCGGCGAGGCAAACGCACAGCUGCCGAAGCAACCGUGCCUCGAAGUCCUACCACUCGCCUUUCGCAAUGGCGCCGCCCACGCGUGCAAGUCCGAGUCCCAGCACGUUUCGAUGACAGGGACUCAUACCCACCUGCGGCAUCGUUCCCGUCAGCACAAACCAUUUUCGACCCUCCUCGGUCGACCUCAUAUCCUUCACACGCAAUCCGCGAGUCGGACGGUAUUGUGUCUGCCCAACAACCCUCCAACAUGGGAGCUGGAGUCUCAACCGAGUCAAGGGUCGGUGCUGCUGAUCCUGAGGAAAGAGAAGUUGUUCUUGCGUCAAGAUCAAAGAGGUCCCCACAAAUCUCAAGUAAGUUUCACGUGGCGGUGUUCUAUCUACUCGAGAAUGUCGCCCAGCUUUCCUUCCUGUAA